Messenger RNA from Exaiptasia diaphana, 1963 nucleotides. RefSeq lists its product as uncharacterized. The coding region runs from base 226 to 681 and encodes 151 amino acids. Lineage: Eukaryota; Metazoa; Cnidaria; Anthozoa; Actiniaria; Aiptasiidae. The record is from RefSeq and is a predicted model, not a curated record. The transcript has 2 exons.
GCAUAUGUAUGAUCUGCCGAAAUUAAUAAUAUAUUCUGCAUUCUUCACGGGUUAAGGUCCCCAUGGGACAUAGAAUGAACAACCAUUGGUCAAGCGUAGUAUAUAUAAUACCAAAACAAGAGAAAGUGUCACUUGCACAAAAAGCUCGGACGGAAAGCUUAGGUUCAGGGUUUUUCGAAGCACAAACCAACCGACUUUAAGAAUUAUCAACCUACUUGGAGAAGUAUGGGGGAUCAGGUUCCUGUAGCUCCGGCGGACGGCCAACUGCAAGCAGCCAUUAACCCUCCACAACCGCCAGAGAACGCCGGGGGAGCACAAGGUCCAGCAGAAGACAAUCAUCUACAGGGCAUCCAACAGAGGAUCGCGUCCCUGGAAGCACUCCAGAAUGAUAGCGUCGAGGGUGUGCUCAAGAAAAUCAUCAGAGAUGUGAACUCCCAUGAAACCUUUUCUAAGGAUGUGGCACUGGAUCACGUCUUAAAUCUGAAGGUGAUCGCCAAGGAAGCGAACCACGAGAGGGCCUCAUAUUACGCGGCAGUCUUCCAAGCCAUGAAAGGGAAGAUGGAAGCCCCUGUUGAUCAGUUUAAGAGAUAUCUUCUGGUCCUGGUCGGCGAUAAAGACCAGGAGAAAGUGUAUGAAAAAAUGUCCAAAGUGGACAAGUCGUUUGACAGAAAUAAAGCAUAAGUUCGGGGUCAGUUCAGGACACCCAGAUGGAGCCGGGACAGGGUUAGAUGCUAUAGAUGCCAGUCGUUUGGGCAUAUUGCAAGAGAUUGUAGGGUGUGGCCCAGGAGUGAUGGAGAUAAUCAGCUGGUCAAAAGGCGUCGUACGAAUGAAGAUGCUAAGAAAUGACUAAUUGAUAAGAGAUUACGAAUAUGAGACAUGUAAUAUUAGGAUAAAUGGACGAGAGCAAUGUAGUUGAAGGAUUAUGAAAUAUGCAAUAAAAUAUAGUACACAAAUAAAGGAAAAGGGAACAAAUCUAUACGCAUAGAUAGUCAAKGGAGCGAUGGAGGGGAUGCGGGGUUAAGCUAUAGUUGUUUCCUCAAGUCUCCCAGCAAUCAGUACUCCUAUAUUAGGGCGAGUGGCUCACACRGCUUAGUCAGUAUUCUUGACUAUCCUGUGGACGUUCCGGUUCCGGGCGUGGGCAGUUGCUCGUUCCUGAUUGGGGGGGACCCCAUCCACCGUGGGUUAUCGUUUAAUCGUCGGUGCAUUGUCUAAAAAAAUAUAUAUAAUAUAUUAUUGCUAUUAUUAUUAUUAUAAGCGACGAGAGGGAGUCCGAGGUUUGAGUGAUCCGAUGAUUUGUUCUUAUAGGGUCGUCAGGCUAAGAGAAGAAGAGUGGACUCUAGUAGAUCAUAUAAUUUUCCUUCAUGGGAAAAUGACUUAGGGUUUUUGGAUGAGAUGAGAAAGGGUGUGUCACUUCGAAAAGAGAGCUGUUGGGUKUCAUUGGAUGGGGUACCCUCCAAUCAGGAMAACGCGAGCACUAUGCCCACAUUGGAACAAGUCUUGUCAAGUGAGAUUCCUCCCCGGUUAUCGAGUCUAAUAGUCAGAGAGUCUAAGAGCUUUAAAGCGGGGGGUUUACAUGAAAACCCGUUGGCAUGGGAAAAGGUUGCGAAAUAUCACCAUCACGGAGACAGAGUUCUYGGAUGGAUUAAGAAUGGUAUAGACGUGAAUGAGUUUAUCCAGCAUUUCAAGGGUAGCUUUAAAGGCGUAAAUUAUGACGUGGAUGAGCCACAGAAAAAAGUUUUUGCUAACCACGCGUCUUGCAAAAAGUUUGGUAGCUUUAUAGGAAAGACUAUUCUGAGUCGUAUUGUUACAGGAGCAGUCAAGGUUUGGGGUGAAGUAAACAAAGUAGAGCCACCUUUUAUAGUACUACCCCUGACGGUGGAACCGUCAAAGCCACGCCUUUGCAUUGAUGCAAGAUACGUGAAUCUCUGGAUGAAGGACACUCCAUUUAGUUUGGACAAACUAG